Molecule: messenger RNA, 715 nt
Organism: Podospora pseudocomata
Lineage: Eukaryota; Fungi; Ascomycota; Sordariomycetes; Sordariales; Podosporaceae
Exons: 3
Coding region: 44-505 (153 amino acids)
Source: RefSeq, a predicted model, not a curated record
CAUUCUCGCCUUAUCCACAAAUCUUCUAUCCAGUCUCACCAACAUGAAGGUUUCAACUCUCUUCAGCGCCUUUGCCGCUCUGGCAAGUCUUGUUGCUGCCGCCCCCGCCCCAGGUGUUUCUCCUGUGGCCAAUGCCGCACGCGGUCUUCAACCUUCACCGCCCCCUUUGUCGUAUGAAAAGGUCACUCCCAUCACCGAUAUUGAUGAAGUUGCCGCUGUCAAGAGGGAGAUUGAGGCUCGCCAGGGUGUCUAUGUGACUGUCCACAUCUACUGGGGCGGAACCAGCGCAUAUAUCAGCCCAGUCAAUCGCGGAGCCUGUGCUGACUUGGUCCCCGCCUGGAAAAACGUCAUCUCGUCCUUUGGACCAGACUCACCCCUUGUGUGCUGGAUCUACGAUGGCGACUGGUGCACUGGAGAUUGGUACGGACCUAUCUACAAUCCUGGUAUUGCGGACUUGACGACUGUUGGGUGGAAUGAUCGGAUCAACUCCUUCAUUUGUUGGUAGAGAAACGGGAAAGGCAAGCUUUGCCUUCGUCAUGUUGCAACAGAAGAAGAGUGAAUGAUAUGUGGGAAGCGUGGAGUAAGAUCAGGUAGUUUUGGAGCGCAGUGUGACUGACGGGCUUUUCUUAUUCAACACUCGUUUGUGAAUUUGUCACCAGAAUCUGCAGUUUCUUUAGCUCUCUGAGAAUACAGUACCGGUUGAUGUUCUCAAUUA